Molecule: messenger RNA, 783 nt
Organism: Sporisorium graminicola
Lineage: Eukaryota; Fungi; Basidiomycota; Ustilaginomycetes; Ustilaginales; Ustilaginaceae
Exons: 3
Coding region: 1-783 (260 amino acids)
Biological process (GO): nucleolar large rRNA transcription by RNA polymerase I; transcription initiation at RNA polymerase I promoter
Cellular component (GO): RNA polymerase I upstream activating factor complex; nucleus
Molecular function (GO): RNA polymerase I cis-regulatory region sequence-specific DNA binding
Source: RefSeq, a predicted model, not a curated record
AUGUCCCAGCCUCAUCCUCUCGACCCGGCCACCGUCGCCGUCCUGCGUCCUGCCAUCAUCCAAAUCCUCAACAACGCCGACCUCAGCUCCGUCUCUGCAAAGAAGGUCCGCGCACAACUCGCUCAGCUCCCACCACACGCCCUUCCUCCUACACUCGACCUUUCCGCAAGCAAAAAGCAGGUCGAUGAGGUCAUCCGGGACUGCUUCGACCAGAUCUCCAAAGGCAUGCCCGCUCCACCACAACCUCCGCACUCGCACAAUGGUGCCUCCUCCGCUCCUCCCUCGGGUGGCCUUGCCCUCCCCGGCCUUGGCGGUGUGAGAGGUGGACACACUCCCGCUCCCACCUCCGCAUCCUCUACCCCCUCCAAACCCGCCCCACCCAAAUCCGCAUCCGCCAAAUCCGCUCCAGCUUCCAACGGCACCAAACCGAAGCCAGAGCCCAAGCCCAAGAAGAAAGCCGCAAAGAAGCGCGCUGCCGCCGACGAAGACGAUGAUGACGAGCCCCGCAAGAAGAGAGCUGCGAACCCCAACAAUCCAUUUAAUAGGCCUCUCAUCCUCUCUCCCAAGCUUGCCGACGUCUGCGGUGGUAACGAGAUGCCACGUCACGCUGUCGUCAAGCAGCUGUGGGCAUACAUCAAGUCGAAUAACUUGCAGAACGAGGGCAACAAGCGCCAGAUCCUUUGUGACGCCAAACUCACCUCCAUCUUUGGCAAGGAAGCCGUAGACUCUUUCGAGAUGGCCAAGCUCAUUGGAUCCCACCUGACCAAGAAGGACGACGCAUGA